Messenger RNA from Emiliania huxleyi CCMP1516, 1573 nucleotides. RefSeq lists its product as hypothetical. Lineage: Eukaryota; Haptophyta; Isochrysidales; Noelaerhabdaceae. The record is from RefSeq and is a predicted model, not a curated record. Bases 74 to 1510 code for a protein of 478 amino acids. The transcript has a single exon.
GCCUUGUCCAUUGCUGCUUUUGCUUCUCACGGGAGAAGGCGUCCUUCACGCCGACUCACGAGUAGCGCGGACAAUGACGGCGCUCUCUGAGUUCAUCAGCUUUUGCUACCGCGUCUUCGUCGCGUGCGUCGAACUCACCAUCGACGCGCUCGUUCUGCCCUUCUUCCUCGCGGCGCUCCUCAUGCCGUGGCGGAUGCCAUUCCUCGUCUACGGGCUGUGCACAAAGGGUUGGCCAGUUUCUCCCGAUGACUUUGAAGGUUGCUCAUCGCGCGAGAACUAUCGCAUUACCGCCGUCGGCCAGUUUUUCACCGGCCUCAUUGAGGGUCUCACCCUCACGAUCACGCCCAUCGUGGCACUGAGCGGCUUGCGAACCGCAAAGCUUCUCGAGCGGAUCAAGAAGCACAUGCGCAACGACAUGGACAUGGACUUCAUGUCCAAUUUCCCCCUGCUGGUGGCGGUCUGGGAGCAGCUCUACAAGCUCGUCCUCGACUUGCUGCCCUUUGGUUGCCUCGUGCUCGCCUUUUCGAUGCCGUGGCGCUGGCCGUACCUCGCACGCGGCCUCUCGAGGCAUGGUGCUGGCUGGCUCUUCCAGACCAUCUGCCCGUGCUGCGUGCCCAAGAGCAAGCGCAAAAAGGAGGGCGAGGUCCGCUGCUUGUGGAUCGGCCAGGCCAUCUUUGGCGUCUGCGACCUCGUCACCGCCAUGCCUCUCGCCCUCGUGCUCCUGAGCGGCUUGCGCACUCGCAAGCUGCUAACGAAGUUGCGCAGCAAGGAGGUACGCGAUGACUACGAUGAGGACGUCGAGUAUAAUUGGAAGGCGCGUGGCCUCGUGUGGAAGCAGUGCGGCUCGCUGUGCGUCGACUUGGUCUUCGUGCCGCUCGCGCUCGUCGUCCUUCUCUCUGGCUGGCGCUCAAUCUCGCUGCUGACCCUCAUGCGGGACAAGGAGCUGAAGGGGAUGAGGAAGCGUGGCAAGGCCAUCCGUCUCUUCUUCCACACCCUCCUUGACGUGCCCUUCAUCCUCGCCGCUCUCGUGCCCGCCCUCACACCAUGGCGCACCCGCGCCCUCUGGACUGCCCUCAAGCUGUGGGACCGCAAGGGCAGCGGGGCCAAAGACAGGCGUCAGGCCGCGUGUGAGCAGCUUGUCGAGACCCUCAAGGAUUGGGCGCAUCUGCCGCCCGCCGCGCUCGUGCUGUCCACGUGGUGGCGCGCGCGGGACCGUGCUCAAGCUCGGCAGCACCACGCCGCCCACGGCGGCGCAGCGGCGGGCCGACGUGCGCUCGCAUUGCCACGAGACGAUGCUCGACCAUCCUCACGUCCUCUUUGGCAGCCUCGUCCUCCUCUUCUGCCCGUGGCGCGCACGCAUGCUCUGGCGGGCCGCAAAGCCGUGGCCCGGCGCCACACGAGACGCGGCAGCAGCGGCGGACGCGGAUGGCAGCACAGUCGCCGCCGUCGCCGCGCCACCGGCUCCUCCAGACGUGAGCGCCGCCGCCGCCGUCGUCAUCACAGCCGAUGAGCGUCGCUCCGCGGCACGCGAGCAGUUUGGGCGCUUUCUGCUCGAUGUGCCCUGUGGCGCGAU